Messenger RNA from Striga hermonthica, 2823 nucleotides. The record is from the annotation of a GenBank genome assembly. Lineage: Eukaryota; Viridiplantae; Streptophyta; Magnoliopsida; Lamiales; Orobanchaceae.
AUGGCGAGCAACGGCGAUGAAUCACCCAGAUCCGGCGCCGGCGCCGCGAACGAGAACCCCGCGUCCGCAGCAUUCAGUUCAGACCAGCUGCCGAUGAAUUCCAGUCAAAAUUACACGGACGACGAUGGAGAAGCGUCUGUCGAUGCUGAAAUAAUCAGAGACGAAGAAGAAGACAACAUCAACGACGAAGAAGAUGACGAAGGAGAAGACCUCUUCAACGACCAAUUCAUGAAUGAUUACCGGAGAAUAGGGAAGCAGGACCAGUACGAGACCUUGGGUCUGGAUGAUUCCUUGGAGGAUGAUAGGGAUUUGGACCAGAUUAUGGCCGACCGCAGAGCUGCUGAGAUCGAACUUGAUGCAAGACAACCUUCUCGUUCUCACCGCAAGUAUCCCCAGAUUCUUCACGACCAAGACACCGAUGAUGAUGAAGGGAGGCCGCCAAAAAGAACUAGAGCUGACAGGCCGCCGAAUACUCCAACCAGCAUGGAUGAUACUGAUGGGAUACCCAGUUCACCUGGUAGAUCACAAGGAGGGAACUUCAGAGACGAUGUAUCCAUGACUGAUAUGGACGAUGAUGAAGAGAACGAGGAAGGUGAUUAUGAGAUGUAUAGAGUUCAAGGACCCCUCAGAGAGUGGGUUACGAGAGAUGAAAUUAGGCGUUUCAUUGCCAAGAAGUUCAAGGAGUUCUUGCUUACUUAUGUGAAUCCAAAAAGUGAUCAUGGAGACUUUGAGUAUCUAAGGCAGAUUAAUGAAAUGGUGGCGGUUAACAAGUGCAGUCUGGAGAUUGAUUACAAACAAUUUAUCUUUGCCCACCCGAACAUUGCAAUCUGGCUAGCAGAUGCUCCUCAGUCGGUUCUUGAGGUUAUGGAAGAAGUUGCGAAUAAGAUUGUUUUCCAGUUUCAUCCAAAUUACAGCAAAAUCCAUCAAAAGAUAUAUGUGCGCAUCACCAACCUGCCCGUGUAUGAUCAGAUACGCAAUAUUCGGCAGAUACAUUUGAACACCAUGAUUCGUAUUGGUGGAGUUGUGACAAGACGUUCUGGAGUCUUUCCUCAGUUGCAGCAAGUUAAAUAUGACUGUAACAAAUGUGGGGCAAUUCUGGGACCUUUUUUCCAGAAUUCUUACUCAGAGGUGAAGGUUGGUUCUUGUCCAGAGUGCCAAUCGAAAGGACCAUUUACUGUUAACAUUGAACAGACAAUAUAUAGGAAUUAUCAGAAACUUACUCUUCAAGAAAGCCCGGGCAUUGUUCCUGCUGGUCGACUUCCAAGAUACAAAGAAGUGAUACUGUUGAAUGAUCUCAUUGAUUGUGCCCGACCAGGGGAAGAGAUUGAAGUGACUGGCAUAUAUACCAACAACUUUGACUUGUCACUGAAUACAAAGAAUGGAUUCCCCGUAUUUGCCACAGUUAUUGAAGCAAAUUACAUCUCCAAAAAACAUGACCUCUUUUCAGCCUACAAGCUUACCCAAGAGGACAAAGACGAAAUCGAGAAGUUGGCCAAAGACCCAAGAAUCGGAGAACGGAUUAUCAAGUCGAUCGCCCCAUCAAUCUAUGGUCAUGAGGACAUAAAGACUGCAAUAGCUCUUGCUAUGUUUGGUGGUCAAGAGAAAAAUGUUGAAGGCAAACACCGUCUGCGAGGGGAUAUAAAUGUACUGCUUCUUGGUGAUCCUGGAACAGCCAAGUCUCAGUUUCUUAAGUAUGUUGAAAAGACUGGACAGAGAGCAGUUUAUACUACUGGGAAAGGAGCUUCUGCUGUAGGUCUCACAGCAGCUGUUCACAAAGAUCCAGUUACGCGGGAGUGGACUUUAGAAGGAGGCGCUCUUGUUUUGGCUGAUAGAGGCAUAUGUCUUAUUGAUGAAUUUGAUAAGAUGAAUGAUCAGGACAGGGUAAGCAUUCAUGAAGCAAUGGAGCAACAGAGUAUUAGCAUAUCAAAAGCUGGAAUUGUCACAUCUCUCCAGGCUCGCUGCUCUGUAAUUGCAGCAGCAAAUCCUGUUGGAGGAAGAUAUGAUUCCUCAAAGACAUUUACACAAAAUGUGGAAUUGACCGAUCCAAUUAUUUCCCGCUUUGAUAUUCUCUGUGUGGUCAAGGAUGUGCCUGAUCCUUUAUUGGAUGAGAUGCUAGCACAAUUUGUAGUUGAUAGUCACUACAAUUCGCAAGCUAAAGGUGGCAGCUUUGAGGAUAUACCUGUGAGUAAUUCACAGGAUGGAGACCAAGAUUCAUUGAGACAAACGGAUCCUGAGAUAAUUCCCCAAGAGUUGCUAAAGAAGUACAUAACAUAUGCCAAGCUGAAUAUUUUUCCAAGGCUGCAUGAUGCAGAUCUUGACAAGCUUACACAAGUCUAUGCUGAAUUACGCAGAGAAUCUUCGCAUGGACAAGGAAUUCCUAUAGCAGUUAGACACAUAGAAUCAAUGAUACGGAUGUCUGAAGCCCACGCAAGAAUGCACCUUAGGCAACAUGUCACUCAAGAAGAUGUGGACAUGGCUAUCCGAGUUCUGCUGGAAUCCUUCAUUUCAACACAAAGGUUCGGCGUGCAGAAAGCUUUGCAGAAGAGCUUCAAAAGAUAUAUGAUUUUCAAGAAGGAUUUCAAUGGAAUAGUUCUCCACCUUCUACGAGUACUUGUGAAGGAUACCCUGCACUUUGAACAAAUUCUGUCUGGUUCCACGGCAAAUCUUUCUUAUGUUGAUGUGAAGGUUGAAGAACUGCGAAGCAAGGCCCUUGAUUAUGGAAUCAGUGACCUGGAAGCUUUCUUCAAGAGCUCAGAAUUUUCUAGUGCCAAUUUUGAGCUUGACGAGGCAAGAGGUAUUAUAAGGCAUCGUAUGAACCACUGA